AUGAACCAGACAAAGGUCACUGGGGAGGAAAAAUCCACAGAAAGAAGAGCGGAAGCAGUGGCAGCAUCACAGCUGGAUGCUACCACCAGCGGAACAAACGAGCAGGAUAAAAAUGUAAACCUGGCCCAAGUGGAAGAUGGAAACAUAAAGGUCACCGAAGAGAAUUUGGCUGAACUGGGACUGGAUGACCUUUCAUUGGACGAUAAGACCGCAGGUGAUGACCUUUGGGCAACUCCAAUGGUCUCAGACGAAUCGAACGAGUCCUACUUCACGGAUGAUGAAGCAACGAUGAAUAUGUCUUUUCAAACUGCCAUGAAGGAAGCUGACCGUGCUGAAGGUAUGACACCAUUCAAGGACAUACCGGAGCACCUCAUUGAACGGACAAAAACUGGAAAGGUCAUCAGUGUACGACCACCGUCACCGAACAGUCCCACGUCAACUUUGAGGAGACGUGUCAGUGAAUUGGAAAAUGAACUUGAAGUCAAUGAACGUCAAGCGGAUAAGCGAAAACAGGAAUACCGGGAAAGACUGACGACACUUGAAGCACGCCUGUUCGAUCUGGAGCAGCAACAGGGUGACCUUCAAAGUGCCGCAGACGUUAGUGACCUUAAUGAGAGCAUGUCAGAAGAAUCAGCGGAAAGGUCACGGCACUUAGCCGAAUUGAAGGAUGAAUGUGCCUCACUGAAACUUAAGGUCACCGAAGCGGAAGCCAAGCGAGAUGAAUACGCGGCCAAACUCGUUGACGCUACUCAACGAUUGUUGACAAACACCAAUGAGGUGUUUAAGCUGAGAAACGAAUUGAAGUUACGGGACGAGAACAUCGGAACCCUUCAAAAAGAAUCACAGGAUCAUCAGAGGAGAGCCGACGACGCUGUCAAAGUGGCUAAGGACCUGAGGGAGCUUAAAGCCACUGAAGGUGUGCGGUUGAAGAACGAAAUUAAGCAGGUGAUGGAAGAGAACAAGUCGUUGAAAGAAGAUGUUCAAAAGGUCACCGAAGAGAAUACCGAGUUGAAAAAGACUGCUAAGACAAUUGCCGAGCAAGGCAUGAGGUGGGAACACGAGGCACACCUCCUGGAUGAAAAGGUCACGGUACUUGAACUGAAAGAUAAGGAGUGGCAACAAUCAGUCCACCAGAAGACGCAGGAGAUUAUCAAGCUCAACACGGAGCUGAUUGAUAUGACCCAAACGGUGAUGACAAGAGAAGAUGAGGUCACCCAGACGAAAAAACCAACUGAAAGCAGCAGUCGAGGAAUACACGAAGCUGGAAAGGGAUGUGACCCAGUUGGCGGAACACAUUAA
Molecule: messenger RNA, 1299 nt
Organism: Paramacrobiotus metropolitanus
Lineage: Eukaryota; Metazoa; Tardigrada; Eutardigrada; Parachela; Macrobiotidae
Product: rho-associated protein kinase 2-like
Exons: 2
Coding region: 1-1299 (432 amino acids)
Source: RefSeq, a predicted model, not a curated record